This is a messenger RNA of Ilyonectria robusta, 1278 nucleotides long. RefSeq names its product FAD dependent oxidoreductase. Bases 1 to 1278 code for a protein of 425 amino acids. Gene Ontology annotation, molecular function: oxidoreductase activity. The transcript is spliced from 3 exons. Gene Ontology annotation, cellular component: cytoplasm; late endosome. The record is from RefSeq and is a predicted model, not a curated record. Lineage: Eukaryota; Fungi; Ascomycota; Sordariomycetes; Hypocreales; Nectriaceae. Gene Ontology annotation, biological process: retrograde transport, endosome to Golgi.
AUGGAUAAGAAGCGCAACAUUGUCAUUGUUGGAGGUGGCAUCAUUGGCUGCACCACAGCCUACUAUCUCACGCGCCAUCCAAAGUUCAACCCGGCCCUCCAUACAAUCACUCUCCUUGAGGCUGCCCCGUCCAUCGCCCCCGGAGCCUCCGGAAAGGCCGGCGGCCUCCUUGCCCUCUGGGCCUACCCUGACUGCCUGGUCCCGCUCUCUUACCGUCUCCACGCCGAGCUCGCCGCCGAGCACAACGGCGUCCAGAAAUGGGGCUACCGGAAGCUUGGCUGCGGCAGCUUCGAGGCCGUUGUUUCUCGCCAGAAGAUAGAGGCCUUGCAGCAGAAAGCCAAGGCUGAAGCUGAUGGCGAGAAGGCUUGGGAGAAGCUGCCUAAACAGAAUGGCGCCGCAAAGGAUUUACUCGAGCCGGGCAGCCUGCCUCAGGAUCUCGACUGGGUAGAUCGUGGCAUCGUCGACAACUGGUCUGAGAUGGGGGCUCCGGGGUCAACGGAGACGGCUCAGGUGCAUCCCUUUCACUUUACCACGGCCAUCGCAAAGCUCGCCCAAGAAGGAGGCGUAAAGAUAUGCACCAACGCCAAGGUCACCGGAAUAAAAUCGUCCAAAACGGGCGUUGAGAGUGUCGAGUAUCUGGAUCGUGAAAGCGACGAGACCAAGACUGUCGAUGCGGCAACAGACGUUAUCGUUGCCGCAGGCCCAUGGACGAGCCGGCUACUGCCGCGGGCAAAGAUCGAAGGUUUACGAGCACAUAGCGUUGUCUACGAGGCUGAAGUGAGCCCGUAUGCAGUCUUCACCGAUAUCCAGCUGCCCUCGGACUUUAUACCAGAACAUAGAGCGGCUAUGGGCCAAAAGAGACGACACAAGGGGCGCGUCGACCCUGAGAUAUAUGCCCGGCCCUUUGGCGAGGUUUAUGCCUGUGGAGAGCCCGAUACUUUGAUCCCCCUCCCAGACACAGCAGACCAAGUCGAGCACGACGAAGCUCAAUGCGACGACCUCAUAUCUUAUAUCAGCACCAUCAGCCCCGUCCUCGGGUCCGCCCCCAUCAAGGCCAAGCAAGCCUGCUACCUCCCGCGGCACAUGCGCUUCGGCCAGGAGGGCGGACCGCUAAUUGGAAAGACGACGACCCCGGGUGUCUGGGCCGCCGCGGGCCAUACCUGCUGGGGCAUCCAGAACGGGCCGGGAACGGGCAAGCUCAUGUCCGAGUUUAUCUUUGACGGGGCGGCGAAGAGCGCAAACGUGGACAAGCUGGAUCCGAGAAAGUUCAAGGUUUAA